Cucumis melo (muskmelon) is the source of this 2329-nucleotide messenger RNA. Its product is annotated as RNA demethylase ALKBH10B. NCBI's taxonomy places the organism in Eukaryota, Viridiplantae, Streptophyta, Magnoliopsida, Cucurbitales, Cucurbitaceae. The transcript is spliced from 7 exons. The coding region runs from base 259 to 1995 and encodes 578 amino acids. Gene Ontology annotation, molecular function: mRNA binding; demethylase activity. Gene Ontology annotation, biological process: mRNA catabolic process. The record is from RefSeq and is a predicted model, not a curated record.
CUGCUAAUUACAAAGAAGAACUAAACGCUUUCUCUUUUUACAUUUUGACGUUUAUAUAAAUUUUUCGUAUUAUUUAAAUUUUUAUAUAUAUAUACACAUUGUGUGUUUUUGUGUGUGUAUAUAAUUGAAGGUGUGUAGAGCUAAGGAGUGAUACGAUUCGGUUCCGAAAUUUGGGUGAAUUGUGAAUCAGGAAGAAGAGAAGGAGAGAUUUUUUCUUUGGGGAAUUUUUUUUUAGUUUUGGUUUGGUGAUUUCAGUGGAUGCCGAUGGCGGCGGGGGCGACUGAUCGAGGGCGGCCGGUGGUGAUGCCGGCGGCGGCGGCGAUGACGGUGACGGACACAUUAGCGAAGGACGCGGUGUUGGGGUGGUUCAGAGGGGAGUUUGCGGCGGCGAACGCGAUAAUAGAUGCGUUGUGUGGACAUCUGGCGCAGGUGAGUGAAAGUGGAGGAUCGGAGUAUGAAGCAGUGUUUGGUGCGAUUCAUAGACGGAGGUUGAAUUGGAUCCCGGUGUUGCAAAUGCAGAAGUAUCAUCCGAUCGCUGACGUUGCUGUGGAGCUUCGAAAAGUGACGGCGGCGAAGAAGAAGAAGAUGAACAAGAAUCAGGAGGAGGAGGAGGAGGUGAAAGGAGGUGAGGUGGAGGCUGUGGAGGUGGCGGCGGCGGUGGCUGAGGGCGAUGGCGAUGUUGAAAUGGAGGGGAAGAAGAUGAGUGAAGAGGAUGAGAAGGAAUUUGUUGAAGAGGAAACGAACGAUGGAAAUUUGAAGAUCGAAGAGAUUUCGAUUGAGAUUAACGAAAUUGAUGGCGGAAGAAAUGAGGUUUUGGCUCCCAUUGAAGAAGAAGAUUCCAUUGGAAGCGAGAUAACUGAUUCAGGAUCUCAAGGAGGAGGAGGAGGAGAAGAAGAAGUGCAGGCCAAUUAUGCAGAUGUUGAAAUUUGUUCUAACCAUGAAGAGUGUGAAGCACGUCCAGGACAGAUGAAGUUGACAAAAGGUUUUUCCGCCAAGGAGCCAGUAAAGGGCCACAUGGUGAAUGUAGUGAAAGGAUUGAAGUGUUAUGAAGACAUUUUCACCCAAUCUGAAUUGGCCAGGUUGAAUGACUUUGUUGAUGGCCUUCGCUCUGCUGCAAACAAUGGGGAGCUUUCUGGAGGCACAUUUAUUUUAUUCAACAAGCAGGUUAAAGGCAGCCGGCGAGAGAUGAUCCAGCUAGGCGUGCCCAUUUUUAGACAGAUCGGAGAAGAAUCGGGCAAUAACAGUCAAACAAGCAACAUAGAGCCAAUUCCGCAUAUUCUUAUGACGGUCAUAGAUCAUCUCAUUCAGUGGCAACUGAUUCCUGAGUACAAAAGACCAAAUGGAUGUCUUUUCAAUUUCUUUGAAGAGGGUGAGUAUUCACAGCCAUUCCAGAAACCUCCACAUUUAGAACAACCCAUUUCCACUCUCGUCCUUUCUGAAUCAACCAUGGCUUUUGGGCGUUCUAUUGUUAGUGAUAAUGAAGGCAACUAUAAAGGGCCACUCACGUUGUCCUUGAAGGAAGGGUCACUUUUGGUCAUGAGGGGCAACAGUGCAGAUGUUGCACGCCACGUCAUGUGUGCAUCUCCUAAUAAAAGGGUCACCAUCACGUUCUUCCGAGUUCGGCCAGACUAUGAUCAAUGCCAAUCACCAACCCCUCAGAUGUCGAAUGCUAUGACUCUAUGGCAACCGACAGUUGCAGGUACAUGCGCCUUGCCUAAUGGAGCCACCUAUGGCUAUGAAGCAAUGGAGGUAAUGCCAAAAUGGGGGAUCCUUCGUGCACCGGUGGUCAUGUUAGCUCCUGUGCGCCCUAUGGUAAUGAGCCCUGGACGAUCUCAACGUGAUGGCACUGGAGUUUUCUUACCAUGGGCUGUUAAUACAAGAAAACCAGCAAAACAUCUUCCUCCUCGUGCUCGAAAAGGACGGUUCCUUGCAUUACCUCCCGCUGUCGAAACUCGUCUACCAGACUCAUCUCACGAGCCAGGCAUAAGUGUUUGAGUUUCGACUACCAAACUCAUCUCACAAGCUAGACAUAAGUGUUUUGAGUUUGAAAUCAAAGUUGUGGCAGUUCUGAAGUCGAAGCAACACGACUCGACUAAGUAGUGUUUUGUCCUUUUACAAAUGAUCUGAGUGAGUUUUUUUCCCAUUCCACCCCUUCUCCCAACACCACAAAACCGCUUAUUUAUUUGGAUCCCAUGUUCUUAGGGGUUUUUUUUUCUCUCUUUCUAGAUGAAGUUGAGGUUCAAGUUUGAAGAGUGAACUAGAGGAUUUAGGUUGGAAUUUUGUAUUUACUAAUUGUAUUUAAAUCUUUCCUUUUCUUCCUAGACUUAAA